GUUUAGAGCUUGAGUGUGAGACAACAGUCGCCAUGCCGCGGGUGUAUAUCGGAAGGCUCGGCUACCACGUACGGGAGAAGGAUAUCCAGCGGUUCUUCGGGGGCUAUGGGAAGCUACUAGAGGUUGACUUAAAGAACGGGUAUGGCUUUGUGGAGUUUGAGGACUCGAGGGAUGCUGAUGACGCAGUGUACGAGCUAAAUGGCAAAGAUCUAUGUGGCGAGCGUGUGAUUGUAGAGCAUGCCCGGGGUCCACGGCGAGACCGGGAUGGAUACGGCUAUGGAAGUCGCAGUGGAUACAGGAACCAGAGAUCUGGCAGGGACAAGUAUGGUCCCCCUGUGCGCACAGAAUUCAGACUUAUCGUGGAAAACCUCUCCAGCAGAUGCAGCUGGCAAGAUCUCAAGGAUUUCAUGAGGCAGGCAGGCGAGGUGACAUACGCUGAUGCACAUAAGGAGCGGGCCAAUGAGGGGGUUAUUGAGUUCAGGUCUUACUCUGAUAUGAAGAGAGCUAUGGAAAAGUUGGAUGGCACGGAGAUAAAUGGGCGCAGAAUCCGGCUGGUGGAAGGAAAAGCUCGUCACAGGAGGUCUUAUUCUGGCAGCCGCUCCAGAUCACGCUCUCGUAGCAGGCGAAGAUCACGCAGUAGGAGUAGGCAGCCCAGCCACAGCAGAUCCAGGAGUCGAUCUCACUCACCUGCCAAAAAAGGCCGCUCCCCUGCUAAAAAAAGCAGGUCUCAUUCCCCUACAAAGAGCAGCCAUUCACAGUCCCCUGGAAAGAGCCAGUCACGGUCUAGAUCAAGAUCUAGAAGUAAAGAACGGGCAAGCAAGCCAAAAUCUGAGCAUGGUUCACGAUCACGAAGCACAUCCCGAGGAAAACAGGAGAGGUCUCGUAGUCGCUCCAAAGGCCUGGUUGAAAGGUCCCGCAGUAGAUCAAAAGAAAAUGAAGAAAGGUCUCGCAGUCGAUCAAAAGGCAUGGAUGAAAGGUCUCGUAGUCGGUCAAAAACUCAGGAUGAAAGAUCACGCAGUCGGUCCAAAGCCAAGGAUGACCGGUCUCGCAGUCGGUCCAAAGCCAAGGAUGACCGGUCUCGCAGUCGGUCCAAAGCCAAGGAUGACCGGUCUCGCAGUCGAUCCAAAGCUAAGGAUGACCGGUCUCGCAGUCGGUCCAAAGGAAAGGAUGAACGGUCUCGCAGUCGGUCCAAAGCUAAGGAUGAAAGUUCUUGCAGUCGGUCCAAAGACAACAGGGAAAGAUCACUUAGUCCAUCAAAGAGCAAGCAUGACAGAUCUCGUAGCCAAGGCAAGCAUGAGAGGUCUGGCAGCCGAUCAAAAAGCAAGCGUGAUAGAUCUGGUAGCCGGUCAAAGAGCAAGCAAGAAAGGUCUAGCAGUUGGUCAAAGAGCAAGGGGGAAAGGUCUAGCAGCCGGUCAAAAUCCAAGCAGGAAAGAUCACGUAGUAGGUCAAGGAGCAAACGAGAGAGAUCCCGCAGCCGUUCCAGAGGCAAAAGAGAGAGAUCCCGUAGUCAUUCCAGAGGCAGAAGGGAUAGUUCCGAAGGUCGCUCGAGUGCUAAAAGGGCAAGGUCUGCGCAUAGUCGCUCCAGAUCCCGUUCUCCACAGGAAAAUGGAAAGGGAGGUGCAAGAUCUCGCUCCCCGUCUCCCCUUCCAGUCUCUAGGAGCAAGGAGCGAUCUCUCAGCCCUCUUCCUCGGGCUGCUUCAGCUUCCAGCUCUAGGUCUCGCUCUAGCUCACAAGAAUAGGAUACUGGCAUGCAAUGUCGGUAGAUAUGUCAAAGCCCAGUGCUAGAACUGUGGACCAACUAACACCUUGAUGUAUAAAUGCAGUUCAUUGUGCUUCAGUUAAACCUGUUCCUUUCAGUCAGGGAUGGCUACACGCUAAUUUUCAUUGCAUUGUUGAAUCCUUUGCCUGAACAGGUCAAGCUGUUUUUUAAGGUAUUGAUUGUUGUGCUUUUGGGGGGGGGGGGGUUGUUUUCCCUUUUUGUUUUUUUACUCCCACCUGAUGCCCCCUCUGGUACUAAGGAGGUGAAAGCAUUUUAUCCUAACACGACCUUUAUAGAAUAGGGCUUAGAGCUAAUGACUGCCAUUUAGGAUAGAAUGAUACCCUGUUCUGAAGGUCACCCAGAAUAAUGCAAUGCUGGGAUUAACCCUUCGGGCUGCUAAACGUGGUGCAUUCUGUACACGAAAUUAAGAUGCUAGUGAUGAAAUACCUGCUUAUUUGCAAACUUGUUUGGCCCAUAGGCCUUAACUUCAAAUCCCAACUAGAGGACCCAGUCUGAGUUUUGAGGGCACCUUUUGUAGUUGCUUAUCUUGCCAUUCAGAGGGUUAAUACAUUUCCUAUUAAGUUAUAGCUGCUGACUUUGUAAAUAAAGUGAAGGUUUGUAUUUCUUAAGCAGGGCUUUUUUUUUUUUGUAGUUAAAAAAUGGAACUACGUACUGAGCAGAGCAAAUAAAACUGCUUUUCCAAGCAUUCUGGUUUGUCAAGAAUUCUAUUUUGUUAUGGCCACACCAAGGCCAAAGUCUCUGACCACCUGUCCAGCAGUGCAGUCACCUAAAUCUUAGCCCACCUGUCAACAACCAAAGCAGCCCUAACCAGGCUAGGGGUCUGUUUUAUUGGUAGGCCAGCAGUACCACACACAUGCCAAACCCAUUGAUGUUUUUUUGUGGGGGGGGUUUUUUUUAGCUGAGCUUUUUUUUUUAAUGGGGGUUAAAUUUGUUAUUGGAGCUCACAAUUGGAAUUACAUACAUGUGGCCAGCGUAAAGAUGUGCUACAGAUACUUGAGGGAAACUAGCGAGGCACAGGCAAUAUUUGACAUUGCAGCGUUCCCACGAUAGCUCGAUUGAUAGGCCAUAUAGUAAGUUUGUGCUGUCCAAAAUUAGCUUAGUGCGCAAAAUGCAUCCUGUUUUUGGCAAUUGUGUAUUAAAAUGAUGGCCUCUGAGAAAUUUGUGGAGCCAUUGAGCAGUGUGGGGAACCACCAAUUUUUUUUUUUUAAUAUAAGUGUGCUACAGAUCAGGUUAAUAUGUCUAGUACCUGUAUAUUGUUUUGUUUAGGUGCAUUAAUAAAAGUUGUAAAUGAAA
Xenopus tropicalis (tropical clawed frog) is the source of this 3073-nucleotide messenger RNA. RefSeq names its product serine/arginine-rich splicing factor 6 (gene srsf6). NCBI's taxonomy places the organism in Eukaryota, Metazoa, Chordata, Amphibia, Anura, Pipidae. Gene Ontology annotation, molecular function: RNA binding; nucleic acid binding. The record is from RefSeq and is marked validated. Gene Ontology annotation, cellular component: nuclear speck.